Molecule: messenger RNA, 408 nt
Organism: Cannabis sativa
Lineage: Eukaryota; Viridiplantae; Streptophyta; Magnoliopsida; Rosales; Cannabaceae
Product: receptor-like protein EIX1
Exons: 1
Source: RefSeq, a predicted model, not a curated record
AUGGCUGCAUUAUCAGUAUCCAUGACUAUUCAUGUUACAACAAUCAUUAUGGUUUUCAUGUUUCUGGCAAAGGUAGCUCUUAUGGGGAAUGUUUUUGGCAAUGGAGUUGGAGAAUCCAGCAUACUCUGCCAUGAAACAGAGAAAAAGGCUCUUCUGAGUUUCAAGAAAGAUUUGGUAGAUGAUUAUAACAAAUUGGUGUCUUGGAAUGUUUCUGAAGAAGAAGAUUGCUGCAAAUGGGCUGGAAUUUCUUGCAACGCUCUUACUGGCCACGUCUCGAAGCUCUCUCUCAGGGAUGGUUCCCUUACAGGCAAGAUCAAUCCCUCCUUGCUUAAUCUCACACAUCUAGCUAACUUAGACUUGAGCUUCAACAAUUUUGGGGCAAUUCAAAUUCCAAGUUUUGUGGGUUCU